AUGGCAAAUCCGGAUCUUGAUGUUGCUGCUGAACGUAGGAAAGAGAAACCCUACAUCAGCUCAUGGAAUACUCAACAAGCCGUUGUCAAUAAUCAGCCCAGUGGUUCAGCAACCGCUGAAUUGACUGCAUCUGGAAAUUUACCGUUGAAUGUCACUAUCAAGUUAAAAAAUAUUCUUACCAAGAAUGGAUCUGAACAAUUCCGAUUCAGAGAUCCUCAAGAGUCUAAGAAAUGGUCUCAUAUGACUCCUCGCAAGAUCAAAAUAUGGGUUGAUGCAAUUAUACUAGCUCGUCAAGAAGGUCGCACCAAUGUCAAUUUAUGGACUCCUCCUAAGUUACCAGCUUUCAAGACCUUCCUCAAUGGACAGCUUCCUCCAGGGUAUCUCGAGUUUCCAGACAAUCCCCCACCGGUUGGAUUCAUGGCUGCUGCUCCUGCACCUCUGCCACAACAACCAAUCCCAUCAGCUACCCCAGCUCAACUACACAAUGACCGUAUCUAUCAACGCAGAUACUCUGGAGAUAUGGAAGACUUUCUCAAUUAUGCUGAAUUUCCUGAAAGCGAUCAUACUUUGAGGACAAAGUUAAGCAAGGCUCAUUACACUUGUUGGAGUGAUCUCAAGCCAAGUGAUGAUAUGAACAGUCAAGAAUUAAAAAUGAUUGGCAUAGCUCAAGGUGAUGCAAACCAUCUCCUUGCAAGUGCAGUUUGGUACGAGGGAUUUUUACUUGCAAAGCUUGCAAAGAUUGAUGCGCAACAGCUUUGA
Molecule: messenger RNA, 759 nt
Organism: Melampsora larici-populina 98AG31
Lineage: Eukaryota; Fungi; Basidiomycota; Pucciniomycetes; Pucciniales; Melampsoraceae
Exons: 3
Coding region: 1-759 (252 amino acids)
Source: RefSeq, a predicted model, not a curated record